UAAAAAUUCAUAUCAAUGUAGGAGAUCGGCUUCUAAAUUAUCAUGGAAAUAAGAGAAGAAAGCGGGUCAAUUAGUUAGGUUCUAAAUUUAGAUCUCACCUUUGUGCGUCUAUACGACAAGACCUCCUCCGAUCCGAUCCGAUCAGACACUUCUUUGCGACGCUAUCAAUUUUCGCGACAUUGGUCCUGUACAUAAGAUCAACCAUGUUAAAAACCAAAACCAGACCAAUUCAUAGUGAAAGCUGCUAAGAAUAUACAUUGAACUACACAUAGACAUACUUAAACAAUGACAGACGCGGUUAGUGCAAGUCUGUCUCAGCUACAGCAGCAACCUCCUUCAUUAACUGCAACUCCUCAACCGAAUGCUGACCAACAGCCUCAACCAGAUACAGUACUAUCAAGCCCUUCAACACCCACAGCAAAACCUCCAAACAACCAAUCUUUACGUUUCAUCUCCAUAAUAUCCAGACAUGAUAAGCCCCUUUAUAUUCAAUCAUUCAAUUCUUUACCCAAUUCUUCACCAAAGGAUGAAGAAGAAAACAAUAACAACUUUCUCAAGUAUAAUUUCCUUUCUCAUAUGGCAUUAGAUAUUUUUUCAUCACCUUCUUCCUUAAAUCUCAGAGAACAACAAUAUUAUACUUAUCAACGUCACGUUCAUAGUGCAUCUGCAUCUGGAUCUAAUAGUGCAUCAUCAAAUACCUCAACUACUGCUGCUAGUACUUCUGAUUUGGGUGUAAUUUUACUUUUCAUCCAAGAUGGAAUUGAAGUUUACGGAUAUGAGACUAAUAAUGGAUUAAAAUUAAUUAUCGGUUUGUCAAAUAACUCCAGCAGUAAUACUCCUCCUCCUCAUAAAGUAAAUUAUCAAGAUAUAAAAUCAUUGUUUCAAUCUGUUUAUAAAUGUUACAUAAGAUUAAUCUGUAAUCCAUUCAAUUAUUCCUUAGCUACAUCUUCCAGCUCAUCAGCCGAUAGUGAUCAGACCAUUGAUAAUGUUACUUUUGAUAAUAAUAUCGCGAAAAUUGUUAAGAGUUGGAUAUAACUUAUGUAAAUAAGAAUUCUUUUAUUUAUUUACUUAUUUAUCAUUUAAUGACCUAUAAUACACAUAACCAUA
This is a messenger RNA of Scheffersomyces amazonensis, 1107 nucleotides long. RefSeq lists its product as uncharacterized. Lineage: Eukaryota; Fungi; Ascomycota; Pichiomycetes; Serinales; Debaryomycetaceae. Gene Ontology annotation, cellular component: TRAPP complex; nucleus; cytoplasm. Gene Ontology annotation, biological process: endoplasmic reticulum to Golgi vesicle-mediated transport. The transcript has a single exon. The coding region runs from base 286 to 1035 and encodes 249 amino acids. The record is from RefSeq and is a predicted model, not a curated record.